GCAUUUAUGCAAUUUUUGCGUUAGUGGCAUGCUUGAUGUGCAUUUGUGCACAUCUAGAGUUUCAAAUGGUGUAUGAUAACAGUGAUAAUACGAUAAAAUGAAGUGCGUCUGCAGUCCGCUGUCCGGACCGAAAAAUGGUGUCCCGCGUGGGGAAGGGAUGGCGGAUCCGCUUGUAAUUGGUGAUGAUCCUGGGAGGGGGAAUUCACCAUGUGGUCGGUCGAAUGCAAUGUGCGAAGAGAGGUUUCUUCGGAAAUGUCCCGUCGGUCCAUCGGCACCGUUCUUUAAAUUAAACCUCGUCCCUUUUUCCAAAAAUGAACACUUAGUGCAAUAUUUCGAGUAUGGCAGAGGAACGCGUUAAUUUAUCUAGUGAGCCGAGCAUAGACUACCACAUAGUGACACUUUUCGAAAAGUUGGAAGCUUUAAGAAAUGAUAAGCCGAACUCGCAGUUUACUUCAAAAUUGUCAAUUAAAGUCGAGGUCCGCACUUUGGAAUUUUGGAGAUCGGUCAUCUCCGAGUGCAUAGCGUCUUUUGUUUACGUGUUUGUGGUGUGCGGUGCAAAGGCAGGUGCUUUUGACGGAGGUUCGGCAACUACCUCUUUGGGAGUUCUUUCAACAGCACUGGCAGCUGGCUUUGCAAUGAUAUCGUUAACACAGUGCUUCGGACACAUCUCUGGGGCGCACAUAAACCCGGCCGUGAGUCUGGCCAUGGGCAUUACGAAGAAUAUUUCGCUUCUGCGGACGACAAUGUUCAUUGUCGCACAAUGCGGGGGUGCGAUCGCCGGCGCCGCUUUCCUCUACGGCGUAUCCAUUCCGCGAACUCAGGAGGAUCUCCCGAUGUCCCUGCCGAUAAAAGAUGGGCCUUGGGAGAGGUUCGGGAACGAGUUUAUUCUGACUUUCGUGGUGGUUUUGGCCUAUUUCGUCUCAAUGGACGCCCAAAGGAGGUGGAUGGGCAUGUCGGCGAUUACGAUCGGAGCCACGUACUCCGCUUGCUCGUUCGUUUCGCCGAUGCCGCACUUGAACCCAGCGCGUUCGCUGGGGCCGUCCUUUGUUUUGAAAAAAUGGGACAACCACUGGGUUUAUUGGCUGGGGCCCAUAAUUGGCGGCGUGGCAGCUGGGUUAAUCCACGAGUACAUUUUCAACUCGAAGCGCUCGAAACGCCAAAACAGCUCGAGUGACGGCGACUCGUCCAGCAUCCAGUCGGAUGAGGACACUUACGACGACCUCGACAAACCCAAUGCCCCAAAAUACCAGGAAUCGACUUACAACUCCUACAGAGCCGGCGCUCCGAACGGCCCCACCGGUUAUUGUCCGAGUUUGACAUCGGCCAGUCUAUAUUCAACACCUGCCACAAAAUUAGAACGGGUUGAGUCUCUCUACGGAGGGACAAGGUCGCUGUAUUGUAAAUCGCCUCCACUCACUAGAGCCAAUUUAAACCGCUCGCAGUCGGUUUACACGAAAAACAGCGGCGGCCCUCGGGACAUCCUCCCGAAGCCCGGUCCCCUGGUCCCCACGCAGUCGCUACAUUCGAUAAAACUGAACCAACAAACGCACGUUCAUAACCAGAACUUGCAAAAUCAGCUCCAACAGCGCUCCGAAAGCGUGUAUGGGGUGAGGGGAAACCCGCCGGGGAGCCUCUCGCGGCCCGAAACCGAGAAAAGCGCCUAUCCCAGUAAAAAUAGCGCGCCGAAUAGUGAAGAGAGCAAAAAGAACUCGAAGAUAAACAGGCCGGAGUCGAUGUACGGGAUUAUGAGUUUGCAGCGUAGGGGACAGUCGGCCCAGUCGGACGACUCGAGCUACGGGUCCUAUCAUGGACCAGCUCCGAGGAACAACACGUAUCAUUCCAACACUUCGGGUUUCCAGAAUAAGGCCGGAAGCGUGGCGAGUUAUGUGAGCAGGAACGCCGGGUCCGCGGAGGGGAGACCGCCCCCUUCGGCAAACCAGCUCCUCACCACCACAGGAAACCCGACCAAUUCGUACCAUCACCACCAACACUCGCCCUCGUCUCAAUAUUAAUACUGCGAGCAUUGAGAUUACCGUUUGUACAGCAUUUACAAGUUUCGAUGUAUCCAAAGAAUAGCCGAUAGUUUUUUAGAUUAGGCUUACGUGUAAGUAGGUAUAUGUAUUAUGGUUAUACUUUACGAUAGGUACAUAGAAAAGUGUUCUUGUUUAGCCAGUAGUUUAUUUAUAAACAGGACUGAAACCGACAUGUCUCCAAUAAAACGUUUUUGAAAA
Messenger RNA from Tribolium castaneum (red flour beetle), 2231 nucleotides. It is a transcript of the gene bib, whose product is annotated as big brain. The record is from RefSeq and is a predicted model, not a curated record. Gene Ontology annotation, biological process: transmembrane transport. The transcript has 4 exons. Gene Ontology annotation, cellular component: plasma membrane. Gene Ontology annotation, molecular function: channel activity. Lineage: Eukaryota; Metazoa; Arthropoda; Insecta; Coleoptera; Tenebrionidae. Bases 339 to 2012 code for a protein of 557 amino acids.